GUGAGCUCUUCCCACAGCAAAGAAUGGACCCAUUGUGACAACGGCGGAGGACGCGCGCGCAGCUGUUUACAUAAAGUGUACUCGCGUCCCAUGACGUCACGGAUCCAGAGAAUGGCAUUUAACAGCAUUGUCGACAAACGAGGCGAAGACAAUUGUGAUUUAUUUCGAUCACUAUCCGACCUACUGGGAGCAGUUUUCUGCUCGUUCUUUCGGGACACAUGACGUUUUUUUGUGCAAGCUGUGCUCAGACGAAACGUGGACAGAAUCAGGAAGUUAAGCAACAAUUCUAAAGACGUCGAACAGAGAGCGAGUGCUAGGCAAUGAACUGUGAAAAGAAGAGGAGCGGCUUCCAGAUCACCAGUGUGACUUCAGACUCAGGUCAUACCUUGAAGUCCGGCCAACCAUCUCCUGGCAUGAUCCUGACUGUUAUCCAAUCAACAGUCACCUCCAGCAGUCCAGGGGGGAGCUCCUCCCAGCCCACCACACCCUCCCUGAAGAGGAAAUACAUAUCCCAUGAUGGCUUAGUGCAGGGUAGCUCAUCGUCCAGGUUCAGACUGGUGCGGUUGGCAGGAGGCGGUCCUAGCAGCCGAGGACACGACGACACAUAUCGGCGUGGCCGAUGGAUGUGCACGGACUUGACGGAGCAUCUGCCAGGGGCGAGGUUGAAGCCAGUCAUGGACAGCAUUAGGCAUGCCCACUCGCUAGAGUCGCUGGAGUCUAUUAGUCGUGAAUCAGGAAGAGGAGGAGUCCAUUUACAACGCCGGCAAGUCAGAGGUGGGGAGGGUGUGGGGCUAUUGGUGCACGAUGGGCUGGCUCCAGUCAAGGUCCAACUUCCGGAAGAUAAUAUUUCAGAGUCAACCCCCUCCCCUCCUCAGCGCGUACGAAACCUCCUUCCUCCAUUACAACUCUCUAAUCAGUCUGUCCUAAGGUUGUCUCGCUCUCAGCCAAGCUCGCCUCCUCUUGGAACCUUCCAUCUGACGCCCACUCAGGCUCCAGCAGCCUUUGGUCUCGACCAGAGCAUCUUCAGCCUGUCGACAGACAUCAGUAGUUGCAGCAGUAAUGUGGUUGCCAUUGACAACAAGAUUCAACAGGCAAUGGACCUUGUGAAGAGUCACCUGAUGCUGGCCGUGCGGGAGGAAGUGGAACUUAUGAGGGAGCAAAUCAAAGAGUUGCAAGACAAGAACCAGCACCUGGAGGCGGAGAACCACAUUCUGCGUACAAACACGCACGCACACUUGGACCCUGUCAUCAUGCUAACAGGCAAACAAGAUGAACGGAUGGACAAUCUUCCUUCUAACGAGGGGGCGCUAUAGGGACUUCACGACUACAAGACCGCCGAUGUUUCUGUCAAAUAAACAACGGAAAUUAAUUUAA
Messenger RNA from Nerophis ophidion (straightnose pipefish), 1374 nucleotides. Its product is annotated as TSC22 domain family protein 2-like. Bases 321 to 1313 code for a protein of 330 amino acids. Lineage: Eukaryota; Metazoa; Chordata; Actinopteri; Syngnathiformes; Syngnathidae. Gene Ontology annotation, biological process: regulation of transcription by RNA polymerase II. The record is from RefSeq and is a predicted model, not a curated record. The transcript has 5 exons.